UGUCACUAUACGAGUUUUGUUUACAACAAUAUUUCGCAGCCCUAUGAACGCGGGAAGAACUGGGAGUUUAUUUGCACUAGUUUUUUGCCGGCACUAGGCGGUUCGUACAUCAGUUGCAUCACCAAACGCGAACAUGGAACGGGCACAUUGGUCCAAGAAAUUAGAAUUUUUGUUGGCAACUAUCGGAUACGCUGUAGGGUUGGGGAAUGUAUGGCGGUUCCCCUAUCUGUGUUUUAGAAGCGGCGGAGGUGCUUUCCUCAUUCCUUUCUUCAUAAUGCUGGUGCUGUGUGGGAUUCCACUGGUCUACAUGGAGAUGGCCGUUGGUCAGUACACGCGGCAGGGACCUGUUGGGGCUCUGUCCAAGCUCUGCCCCUUCUUCAAAGGUGCUGGGCUUGCUACAGUUGUCAUAUCGUUUCUCUUCACCACAUACUACAUCAUCAUCAUCACAUGGUCGGUCUUCUACCUCUUCAACACCUUCCAAGCAGAGUUGCCGUGGACAACGUGUCAUGUUGACUGGAGUUCCACUUUGUGUUGCGAUGGCAUCACCAAUAUAUCUGUAACUGAUGGCAGUGGACCAAUGAUGUACAUGACCAGGAAUAUCUCCCACACAGAGCACAACACCACCACUGUUACCACGGUGAUGGGUCAAGUUGCAGACGUGUCCUGUCCCAAUCACACGAGGUCACCAACGGAAGAUUUUUAUCUCGAGCGAGUUCUAGGUAGGACAUCUGGAAUAGAGGAGCAGGGUGUGAUCAAAUGGGAGCUGGCGCUCAUUCUUCUCCUGUGUUGGAUUAUCGUAUAUUUCUGUAUAUGGAAAGGACCCAAGUCAACAGGGAAGGUAGUGUAUUUUACAGCCACAUUUCCAUAUGUGGUUCUUGUGAUUUUGCUGGUACGUGGUGUCACGUUGCCUGGUGCCAUUGAUGGGAUCCGCUGGUUUAUUGAACCCAAGUGGUCACUGCUGCUAGAUGCUAAGGUUUGGGUGAACGCUGCUGCUCAAACAUUCAAUUCUCUCGGAGUAGCAUUUGGUGGGCUCGUCACAAUGUCCAGUUACAGCAAGUUUAAUAACAAAAUUCUCAGAGAUGUUCUUUCGCUAGCAGCAGUUGAUGCUUUUACGUGUCUCCUGGCAGGCUUUGCAAUAUUUUCUAUCCUUGGCAACCUUGCUUACACGCAGGGCAAGGAUGUGGAAGAUGUCAUAUCAGAAGGUCCGGGCCUAGUAUUCAUCAUCUACCCACAAGCCUUUGUGAAUAUGCCAGUAGCACCACUGUUUGCCUUCCUCUUCUUCUUCAUGCUCAUCUGUCUGGGAAUAGAUAGUCAGUUUGCAUCAGUAGAAGUGAUUGUCACAACAAUCAGUGACCAUUUUGGACCACAAGUAAAAAAAUACCUCAAAAGAAAAGAAUUCCUCGUCCUUGUUGUCUGUGUUGUGUCGUUUCUCUGUGGACUUCCCAACAUUACACAGGGUGGAAUCUAUUUUUUUCAACUCAUCGACUAUUACGUGGCUGCCUUAUCUCUGAUGGUGCUGGCUUUCUUUGAAGUUAUUGCAAUCACUUGGUUUUACGGUGCCAGACGCCUAGGUAGGAACAUUGAAGAAAUGACGGGUACAAAACCACCGUUUGUUUUCAUCGUGUGCUGGUAUGUUGUCUCACCAGUACUUAUACUGGGUAUCUGGGUAUUUAGUAUGAUCCAGUACAAGCCUCUGUCGAUGGCGGGCUAUGAAUAUCCGUCCUGGGCUCAAGGUAUUGGCUGGGUUAUUGCUCUCGUGUCCAUCGUCUGCAUACCGGCGGGCAUGGUCCAUGCAGUGAUACAGGCCAAAGGAAGCAACAUUUGGAAGAAAUUUAAAAACAGCCUGAAAACGAGACUACAGGAAGAAAGGAUGGUUCCAUUAGUGGCACUUAAUACAGUAAGCAGCAAUCCUCCACCAGAGAACAAGGACAAAAUUCCAACAGCUGAUCCAGUAGCAGGAUCCAGAACUGUUCUAAGCAAUUCCACUCGAGAGAAUGUUUAAUUGGGGGAUGUGUUGUGUGUGUUUAACAACAUAUUUAAUGUUCAGGGUUUCUGAUGACUCAUAAAUCGCACAUACUGACAAUGUUCAUUACCUGUGACUCACAUUUUAAUGUCAAAGAGUUUGGUUUUCAACUAAUUACAUUUCAAAAAAAAAAAAAAAGGUUCUUACUAUUAAUUUAAUAUAAUAAAUUAAUAAUUACUACUUACAUUUGUUUUAAUGGAUAUAUUUAAUUGUUUUGGCUAAUUUUAUUACCAAGAGUCAUACUUGGGAUAUAUUACAGUUGUCUUAGAAAAUUCUGAAAUUACGUUUAACUUUUGCAACAUUUUAAAAAAUAGUAGACCGUGAAAAUGUUCAGACAACAGAAAUAUACAUUUAAAUAUGUUAAAUGCACUGCUUUAAAAAAAACUUAGAUUUUGUGAGAAAUAAACUUUAACACAAACAUUUUACACAGAGUAUUUUAAUUAAAAAUUACAUUUUUAAAAUUAAAAACAAAAUAUAACAUACCAUACAUUGAGAUGAACAUCCAUACAAUGUAGGUGCAACUAUAUUUUGUGAGAAAUAAACUUGAACACAAAAAUUUUACAUUGAGUAUUUUAAUUAAAAAUUAAAUUUUUAAAAUUAAAAACAAAAUUUAACAUACCGUACAUUGAGAUGAACAUCCAUACAAUGUAGGUGCAACUAUAAACCAAGUUUUAUUGGUCUAGGACUUAUAGUUUGUGCAAAAUGGAACUAAAUGCAAAUGUUGUUUUUUUUUCCAGAAAAGUAAUGCCUAUUUAUCUUGCCUUCCGACUUGGUCAAGGUGAGUCAAAAACAACUCACCCCACCCUCCUCCAUUAAAGUGAUGGACCCUAGAUUUUAAACACUAUGGCAUAUAUUUUUACUAUUAAAGCCGUUUUUUGAUAAUUUAAAUUAAAAGUACUUAAAUUUUAUUAUUUAGAAUAUGCAUUUUUGUACACUUGAAGUGAUUCUGGUCAUCCAAGUGUUUGCAGUAUCCGUAUUUCACAGAAUUUCCCUGUUUAAACAUCAGACUUUAGCUUAUCCAGAUGUAUUGCAGGUUUGUAGAUUAACUAAACAGUGUCCAUUUUCAUGGGCUGAAACUAGGGUCUGCACCUUUAAAUGGACAUAAAAACUUAACUGCACUGAUCAAGACUAUUUUUAAAUAUAGUGCACCCUCGAUUUAUUGCCCCCAAUUUAACACCAUUUUAGGUUUUUGCAUGUUUAUAUUAGUGUCCAAAUGUGUGUUGUAUUGUUCAAGUUAAGCAAGCCAUAUCGAUAGUAAUUAGUCAGUAUUGUAUGCAUAGAGUUGUUAUCCAGCAUUAUAUGCAUAAUAAUUAGCCAGUGUUAUUUUGCUAGUAAUUAUUUUUGACUGAAACCGAAAAGACAUACAUAUUUAAGAACGAGAACAUCUUGUAUAGCAACCUGCCGAAUUUGUAUAUAUCGGCUAAAUACCCAAACCUGAGUAAUACUCAUGUAGAAAAGACUGGAAAAAUAACACUAAUACUCUUCAGACAGACGAGGUUGGUGAACAGAAAAGUAAAGAAGAGAAUAAAGAAAUGUUUGACUAAAUUAUCACAUUUAAAAAUAAAUAUUGGGGUUUUUUUUUUUUUUUUAUUAUCCCCAGCCAAGUUUGACCAUGUCAAGGUUGGGGAGCCUUGAUUUCAUGGCCUUACAAUAGAGUUGCUAUAUAAGUGAAAAUGCAUAAUAUUAUAGUAAUUUAACAUAAAUAUAUUUCUAGUGUUCCCAUAUGGUUGGGGAUUGGCAAAGAAAGACAAGAUGCUAUGAUUCAUAUCUUGGAAAGAGUUGAGAAAAGUAGAAGGAAAGAAAGAAAAUACAAUAGAAUAGAAAGAAAUUAAUGAAUAAAUAGAUCGAUAAAUAAAUAAAUAAAUAAAUAAUGGGGGGGGGGGGGGACUUAAAAUCUAUGCUACGAAAAGAGACUUGUAUUUCGAAACGAAAAAACCUGCAAUUACAAACGAAAAAACCUGUAAUUCGAAACAAGCAAGUUUCAGUUAAAAAGAUUAAGCCAUUAUUGAAAAUUUCAUGUUCACAAUUUUUGUAUGAAAUAAACCUUUCGAUUUCAAAUUUGUUUCGCAAUAUAUUUUUAACUCCAUUUAUAUUUAAUGCUUUUUUCUGUACUUUCAUACUAUAAAUAUAAUAUUUAAUAUUGAUAAUCAACCAAUUUACAAAGUUGCUGUGUUCAAUAUUAACCAUACCAAACAUAACAAUAUCUUGGUUAAAACAAAUAUCAAUUCCAGUUUCAGUCUGUAUCCAAUGUUUUGUAGCUCCCCAAAUGUGGUUAACAUUAUUGCAGUAAAAAAAUAGAUGUGGUAUCGUUUCUGGAGAAUUUUGACAGAAGACACAAGCAUUUGAAUCAACAUAAUGUAUCAUGUGUAAAAAUUUAUUUGUAGUUAAGAUUCUAUGCAGUAUUCUGUAUUGAAACCAUGAUAAGGUUGAAUCUUUUACACAUCGAAAAGGAAUAACAUAAUACUUUUCCCAUUGCCUGGUAUCGUACAUAAAUCCUUCGUUCGCAUAUUUUAAUUGUGCUUUGGGGGUUAUAGUUUGUGAAGUUAUCAUAUCAUAAAUAUCUUUACAACCUUUUUUGUCUUUUAAUAAACAUUUUAGUUUAAACGGAAAAACCGGAUUUUUUAGAAUUGUGAACGUGUCAUCCCUUAUUGUUCCAAGCUUGUUUAUAAAUGAUUUAAUAGCACUUGUAAGUGAAGCAUAUUCUAAGAAGUUUGUAUUUAUAUGAUAUUUUGUUGCAAACUGUUCGUAUGUAUAAAAAUCACCUUGUUCAUUUAAUAAAUCAUUUAUAAAUAUAAUACUGUUAUCUAUAUAAAUUUUGUAUAUAAAUGGUUCGUUACCUAUACAUAUUUUGCUAUUAUACCAAAUAUCAAUGCUUAAAAUUUCCUCAACAUUUUGUGGUUUUUGAUAUUUGUGUAUCUCUAAUAAGCUGAACAAGGUGUCUCUCCAAAACGUAUUUCGGACGUGUUCAAUAUUUCGCAUUAGGAAAUAAUCGCCUUGUAUAAUCAAGUCUUUUAAAGAUGAUUGUAACCGAUUUAAACAAAGUUAUCCACUUUGAGUUAUUUAAAAACAUUCUUCGAAUCCACAUGCAUUUUAAGGCUGUUAUAAAAUUUGAUAUGUUUAUCAUUUUAAUACCACCUGUUUUGUAAUUUUGUAUUAUUAGAUUCCAUUUCAGUUUUUUAGUAUUGCUCUGCCAGAUAAAUAAAAAAAAUAAUGUAUUUACAUUUUUUAUCAAUUUGUCAUUUGGAUUUGGUAGCGCUAUUAACAGAUGGGUUAGCUUUGGCAUUAUUAAAGUUUUCAGUACUGUUAUUCUUCCUAAAACUGUUAAUCUUCUAACAGACCAUAACCUCAUUAAUUUUUGCAUUUCUAUUAUUUUAGAAUCAUAGUUCAGUGCAAUUAUUUGUUCCAUGUUAACUGCGAAGUUGAUGCCGAGCAAAUUAAAUUGUGUUGCGCCCCAUUCUAACUUCCACCGCGUACGAUGGAACACAUCCUUAGAAAACUUUUCUUUCCGAUCCAUAUAGCUUUUGAUUUAGAAAAAUUAAUUUUUAGGUCCGAUAUAUAUGCAUAAUAAUCUAAAACCAUCAAUGUAUUGUACAGAGACUCGGGAGAACCAUCAAGAAUGAAACUUGUGUCAUCUGCAUAUUGCGAAAUUAAAUAUUCUUCGCCAUCAAUACUGAUUCCCUUAAUAUUGCUAGUUUCUUAUUAUAAUUGCAAGUACUUCAGCACACAGAAUAAAUAUAUAAGGAGACAGAGGAUCUCCUUGUCUACAACCCCUUUCUAAUUUGAAAGCUUAGAUAAAAAUCCAUUCUGUAUUACACUAGAUAAAGAAUUAUUGUAAAACGUUUUUAUCCAGUUUUUAAUGGAUGUUUUAAAGUUAAAUAUAUCUAACACUUUAUAUAUAAACGACCAAGAUAAAGAAUCGAAUGCUUUUUUCAAAAUCAAUUAGUAGCAGUAAUCCAGGAAUAUCAUGUUCUUCUGUGUAUAACAUGUCAUAGAUUAAUCUAAUAUUUUCCCCAAUGUAUCUUCCUUUCACGAAACCAGUUUGGUCUUUGUCUAUUAAUUUAUCCAAAACGGUUUUAAUUCUAUUUGCGAUACAUCCUGACGCCAUUUUAUAAGUACAGUUUAAAAGGGUUAAAGGUCGCCAAUUUUUUAAGAAUUCUUUUGAUUUAUUAGGUUUUGGGAUACAUGUUAUAAUACCUAGCUUUUGUACAUGAGACAUUUCUUUAAUAGUGUAACUAUAGUUGAUAGAUCUAAUUAUAUAGUGUCCUAAAUCCAUCCAAAACAUUUUAAAGAAUUCAGCCGUAAAUCCAUCAGACCCCGGGCUCUUGUCAUUUUUCAUAGCUUUAAGAAAUGUUAAUACCUCAGUAUAUUUUAUUUCACCCUCUAAUUCUUCAGCUUCUUUAUCAGUUAAUUUAUUAAAACUAAAGUGAGAUAGUUUUUUAAUAAUAUCAUCAUCAUUUUGCCACGAUGGUGCGGAAUAAAGAUUUUGGUAAAAUUUCUUUGUUUCUUUUAAAAUUUGCUUCUGAUCCUUAAUUUCUAUUCCAUUAUCUAACUGAAUUUUUGAUAUUAAUUUACUGAAAUAAUUACGAGAUUCUAAAUUGCAAAAAUACUUAGUUGGUUUUUCGCCUUCUUCUAUCCAUUGUGACCUUGACCUAAUAUAACGACCUUUGAGUUUUUCUUUACAUAAUUCUAAUAAUUCAGACUUUUUGCUUUCGAAUAUUCUUUUUCAGUAUACUUUUCCCCCUUAUUUCCAUGAGUAAUGUUUCUAGAAAGAGUUGACUAUUUAUUGAAAAAUUUAUUUCAUCUUUCGGUAUUGCAUCGAUAUUAUCUAAAUCAUAAACUGGUAAAGCAUAUUGCCGUGUUAUUUUAGUAAUAGUUUCCUUGACUAAGUUAACAUAUUCUUUAUAACGUAACAAAGAGUUAUUGAAUUUCCACAAGCCUUUGCCUUUUUCUAUAUGACUCAUUUUUAUAUUUAAAACUACUCCUGAAUGGUCUGAACGAUAGCUAUUUUCGAUUAUAACCUUUUCCACCAUAGACAUCAGGUUAUUAGAUAUUAAGAAAAAAUCUAAUCUAGCUUGUUUUAAUGGAGUUUUUUUUCUUCCAUGUGUAUCUUCGGAGAUUAGGGUAUAAUUCUCUGAAAGAAUCUAUUAAAUCAAAUGUUUCCAUGUUUUCGUUAAAAAUUUUUCGACAUUUUGGAUGGUUUAUGUGUUUAUAGUUUUUGGUAUCGAGAUCCUGGUUUAACACUAAAUUGAAAUUUCCACAAAGUAUAUAUUUUUCAUUUCGGAAUUCUUCAAUAGUCUAAAAUAUAUUGAUAGAAAAUAUCGUUAUCUGCAUUCGGUCCAUAUAUGUUCACCAAAGUAAUUCUCUCUCCCUCUAUUGUUAUAUCGAUUACAAUAUAGUUUCCUAAGUUAUCUUUUUUUAUAUUAUGUAUUUUAUAUUCAAAAUUGUUAUUGAACAUUAUAGUUACUCCUCGUGCGUUUCCAGUAUAAGAACUAAAUAUGCAUUUAUACCCCCACUGUGCCUCUAUGAAUGGUUCUAAUUCUAAUGUGAAGUGUGCGUCUUGUAAACAGUAAAUGUUAAAUGCUUUGCCUUUUAGGUAAUGUAAUAUAUCUCUUCUCUUUUCCUUGUCUCCGAGCCCCUGACAGUUAAGGGUUAUUAUUUUUAGACAAGCCAUGAUUUGUUCUUUUCAAGAAUAUGUUUGAAAUAUGUACACACAUGUAUUGACCUAAUACUGUUAUAGUGGUUAUUAGUCUUUUUAUUAUGGAUUUGUAUUUUUAACUUGUUAGGAAAAAGCAGGUCUUUAAUUUGAGCAAAACUAUCCUUACGUUUUUUCCCCCAAAAGGAAAAAUAGAUUUCAUAGAUUAAAUGAAAUAUCGUUAGUUUUUGAUGUAAAACUGUAUACAACAAGGAUAGAAAAAUUACACUAAAAAUAUUCAUUUCUACCCAGAGGAAAGGAAAAUAAACAAAUUGAAAAACAAACAAGAAAAGAAACCUAUUAAUCAAGGGUCACGUUGUCCCCUUCUCCAACCUUUAAGAUGUAUUGAAACUAAGACCCUGAUAGUGUCAGUAUAUUGGUAUAUGGAACUAUAGGUAUUGCUGAUCGUAUUUUCAGACUAUAUGUUUUAACUGCUAAAUAUAUCUAGGGUACAUAUGUAUAUAUUGGAAUAUAUAAGCAAAUAUAAACUCGUGAAUCAAACAAGCACAUAUAAACGUUUGAAUGCCGUUUCUAAAAUAGUAACAAGUUGUCAAACCACCCGGUCACUUAUUUGGUGAGUAGUAUUCAGUUGACCGUAUCCAUAGUCAAUGAUGAUUUUUGAAGUAUACCGUUUCAAGUUUAAAAUAGUAAUAAUUUACGCCAGUAUGAUUUGCAUUAUAUUUUACAUUUUGACCAGUCAUAUCAAAUUACAUUAUUACUACUAAUAUAAAUUUGAAAAGUGUAGAACAACCAGGUAGUUGAUUUUUUUAUGUUUCCAUAAUAUACUGUAACAGUUAUCUGAUGAACAUCUAAAUAUGACACCCCGCGUAUGUAUAUAUAUAUACACUAUAAAUACAAAUUAAAUAUACUUAUUAACAAUAUACACACACACACGCACGCACGCACACUCGCCCCGACAAACCAUCCACACAUUACACACACACGCGCACAGACCUACAUAUAUGUAUGCAAGCUCACGCACGCACAAAAACAAUGCACGCCAUGCGUCACACAUGCAUACAGUUAUGCAGAUAGACUUGUAUACAUAUAUUAAUAUAUGUACCUUUCGUGUACAUCAUCUGACGUGCAUACCUACAUACAUUUCAUAUCAAUUACUAUAAGUAUAUAGAAAUAGUCACUCUAUCGAAUGGAUAUAUAAAAUUUAUAACUUAAUGGGUUUACACAUUACACACUCGCAAAUUAUUGUUAAUUACCUCUCACAACCAACACAAACAAACAAAUACAUUAUUGUUAAUUACCUCUCACAACCAACACAAAAACAAACAAACACACACACACACACACACGGGUUUCAAAUUACAUGUACUUAUAUGGUGCACCUGCUGCCGUACAGUGAUGUAUUUGUUAUUAAAAUAAAACUAUGCAUAGAUAUAUGUGCAGAAGAACAGAUAAUAUAUGAGAAACAAAACGUAUCCAAAAGUUUUUAAUAUGUUUCUUCUUCCUCUCUGUGUCCGAGUAGUACACAGUCUCUUUUAAGAACACGGGUGUAUCGACACGAGUUACCUGUUCAUUGGAUUUUAGUUUGACGUAAAAGUUCGUGUCUUUGGUCCAUGCUGCCGAUACACUAUCGUGUUCUUGUAGUUUUUUCAAGUAAGCCACAUUUUUCGCGGUGAGGUCCUCGCUGAUUCCAAUUCUGGUUUCUUUUAAUUUUCACUGGUUUUGUAACGCUCGAUUUUUAUGAAUUUUUGAAACAAAUUUGGCUAUGAUUGGUCUUGCCUUUUCGUGUUCGAACUUUCCAAUUCGGUGGGCAAUAUUUAUAUCUGCAUUUGUGAUGUUCACACCAAUUUUUGCCAAAACCCCCAGUCUUUUCAAUGGACUGUUCCGUGGUUUCAUAUUUGUCAUUAUCUGGGACACCAAAAAUUCUGACACUGUUUUUUCGGGUAUAUUGUUCAAGUUCAUUAUAUUUUUGUAGGGCAAGGUUACUUGAGAACACCGCAGAAUGUAUAUCGCUUUGCAUCUUUUGAGCUUUUUCUUUUAACAACCGAUUUUCUUUUUGUAGUUGGUCCUUUUCAAUUUCAGUGGUCAAAAUGCGUAGCUCCAGCUUUUCCAAUCGUUCAUUCAAUUGAACUAGAAUGUCAUUUUUUGUCACAUCCAACUCCUAUUUUAGAUCUUUACUUGUAAUUAACUUUUCGUUUAUAAUACUCAGUUGAGACAUUAUGCUUUUAAUAUCUAUAGCGGUGGAAUCUGGGGUUGGUUUUGGUUAAAUAUUGUGUUACUUGGGGGGUUUUCUUGAUUGAAAAUACAUGGUUGUACAUUAUUUUAAUUUUAAUUACUCCUUCUUAUGUGACAAAGUCAUUUUGAUUUACUAAAUUAUCACAUUAAAAAAAAUAUUAUUUGUUUUUACUUUAUUGAAAAUACAUUGUUGUACAUUAUUUUAAUUUUAAUUACUGGGCAGGAGUCAUAAAUUAUUUUGUUUUACUAAAUUAUCACUUUUUUUACAAUAAUGUGGGUUUUUUGGUUUUAUUGUUGGUUUUGGGGUGUUUUUUUUUUACUAUAUUGAAAAUACAUUGUUGUACAUCAUUUCAAUGUGAAUUGCCUCUUCUUAUAUGACAUAAACUAAUUUGUUUUACUAAAUUAUCACUUUA
This is a messenger RNA of Gigantopelta aegis, 10321 nucleotides long. RefSeq names its product sodium- and chloride-dependent GABA transporter ine-like. Gene Ontology annotation, cellular component: membrane. NCBI's taxonomy places the organism in Eukaryota, Metazoa, Mollusca, Gastropoda, Neomphalida, Peltospiridae. The transcript is spliced from 13 exons. Gene Ontology annotation, biological process: sodium ion transmembrane transport. The record is from RefSeq and is a predicted model, not a curated record. Bases 134 to 2002 code for a protein of 622 amino acids.